AUGGAAUGCUCGGUGCUAUGUCUGUUGGCCGCUGCGGUACAUUUAAGUCGUCUCGACGACGUUAUGUAUACGAAAUAUUGCAUUGAUGUUCGAACAUUGACGGUAAAAUGUAAUGAGAACAUCGAGGAAUGUGCUGAACAAACGCCGGGUGAACUGCUAUACUGUUUAACCAUCAAUGAAUAUUACUCGGAACGUGUAGACAAUCAUAUACGUUGCCUGUCGCAUAAAGAUUUUCCACUUUCCAGACGGGAAUUGCUGGAUACUUAUGAAAUGGGAUUCUGUGAUUGGCAUACCACAAAAAAAUGUCAAUGUUUUAAACCGCAUCAUCAAACUAUUACCACUACCGCUAUGGCAACUACGAUCACUAACGAUGACACAGUUAUUGACAACAACAACAGUGCAAUUGAAAAAAAUUUUAAUUUUUCAAGUCACAACCACAGAGAGACCACAACGAGUGUUAAAGCUAAAAAAUAUCUACGUUUUAAACCGGUUUUACAAAAGGUAGCAAAUUCAUCAACAUUUCUGAGCCCAAAAAUGUUUGCAUUAUAUAUUCGAAACAGUUCGUCGACAACAGUGUCACUGACAAUGACCCUUUCAUGUAUUGUUUUGUUGUAUGCAGCUGUGAUACUGUCCAAGGAAUCCUAG
Molecule: messenger RNA, 645 nt
Organism: Enterobius vermicularis (human pinworm)
Lineage: Eukaryota; Metazoa; Nematoda; Chromadorea; Rhabditida; Oxyuridae
Source: the annotation of a GenBank genome assembly